GAGGAAAAUAAUCGGCAACAGCAGCAGCAGAAGCAGCAGCAACAAGAAAGCUAACAACUGCACACAAACCGCAACAUAAUGGCAGCAUAUUUGGACCUUGGCAGCUGGGACUUGGCCUGCUCCACCAAUAACAUCGGGCACCAUACGGAUCUCAACGGACUGGACCGCCUGAUCGUGAGAAGAGGCCAGGCGUUCACCAUCAACCUCUGCCUGCGCUCUGGAGAGUACGAACCGGGCAAACACUCACUCAGCCUCAUCGCAGAGACAGGACAGCAGCCAUCGGAGGAGUCAUGCACCAGGGCCGUGUUCUGCGUGAGCGACGAGCUCGACGAGACGAGGUGGAGUGCCACGGUCAAAAGCCCCUCCUCCGGCUGGCUCGCCCUGACCAUCAGCGCCGCGCCCGACGCGCCCAUCGGCCGCUACUCACUGACCCUGGAUCAGUUCGGCUACAAGGUCAACCUGGGCGAGUUCCUGAUGCUCUUCAACCCCUGGUGUCCCAGAGAUGCAGUGUAUAUGGCUGAUGAGGAGGCCCUCAAAGAAUACGUGCUCGCUCAGGAUGGGAUUAUUUUCAGGGGCAGCUACAAAUACCCCAUCGGCAGCGCAUGGGAAUUUGGACAGUACGAGAAAGGGAUCCUAGACGCGUGCCUGAGGAUGUUGGAAGUGAAUCCAAAGUGCUUGAGGAACCCACCAGAGGACUGUGCUGCAAGGAGCAACCCUGUGUAUGUGACCAGAGUCAUCAGUGCAAUGGUGAACUCAAACGAUCGGGACUAUGGAGUGCUGACGGGGAAGUGGCAGGAGCCCUUUGAUGACGGUGUCAGCCCCAUGUCCUGGAGGGGCAGCGUGGAGAUCCUGCAGAAUUGGCACCAGGCAGGUUGCAGGGCCGUGCGCUACGGCCAGUGCUGGGUGUUUGCCGCCGUGGCCUGCUCAGUGGCCCGGGCUCUGGGCAUUCCUUGCAGAGUCAUCACCAACUACCUCUCUGCCCAUGACACUAAUCAAAACCUGGUGAUCGAGCGCUACAUAGACGAGAAGGGUCAGCCUAUCAACCGCACCAGAGACAGCAUUUGGAACUAUCACUGCUGGGUGGAGUCCUGGAUGAAUCGGUCGGAUCUCCCUGCUGGCUAUGAUGGAUGGCAGGCCAGCGAUUCUACACCGCAGGAGAAGAGUGAGAAUGUGUUUUGCUGUGGUCCAGUCCCUCUCAAGGCCAUAAAAGAGGGCCAGCUGAACAUGAAAUAUGAUGCUCCAUUCGUGUUUGCGGAGGUGAACGCUGACGUGAGGACUUUUAUGAAACGGCCCGAUGGGACCACCGAGGAGGUCAUCAGCUCGGCCUUCGUUGGCAAGUUCAUCUCCACCAAGAGCGUUGGCAGUGACCAGAGGGAGGACAUCACACACCUGUACAAAUACCCAGAGGGGUCUGAGGAGGAAAGGGAGUCUUUCAAGAGAGCCGAGCACAUGAUCAAACUCGAGGAGGACAAGGAGGUCGGCCUGGACGUCAAGAUCAAGGUCAGUUCGUCCAUGAGGAAGGGCUGCGACUUUGACGUGUUCGCCGUGGUCAAGAACAAAACGGCGAGCGACAAGAAGUGCCGCCUGGUUUUCGCCUCUCGCGCAGCUUCCUACAGCGGUAUCCUGGGAGCCGAUUGUGGCUACAAGGACCUACUCAAUGUGGAGCUUCCCCCAGAAGGAGAGCGGUCAGUGCCCUUGCGGUUGAACUACAAUAAGUAUUGCGACUCCCUGACUGAGGACAACCUGAUCCGCCUGGUAGCUCUCCUUGUCGACCGAGGCAACGGCGACAUGAUCCUGGCUGUCAGAAAUAUAGUCCUGGAGAACCCCGAAAUCAAGAUCCGGGUUCUAGGAGAGCCCAAGGUGAACCGUAAACUGGCUGCAGAAAUCACGGUGCAGAAUCCGCUGCCUGUUCCCCUCACCGGCUGCUGCUUCAAGGUGGAGGGAGCCAACCUCACUGAAGGCAAAACCAUCACAGAGAAGCUCUCAUCUACGGUGGAGGCAGGUCAGGAGGCCAAGAUCAAAGUGUACUUCACACCAAGCCACUGGGGCCUGAGGAAGCUGGUGGUGGACUUCGACAGCGACAAGCUCUGCCACGUCCAGGGAUACAGGAAUGUGAUCAUCGGAAAGUAACUUGGCUCUCAUCCAACCAUCGAUCACAGAAAAACCUUUGAAAUAGAAUUUUAUAAAAGAGAAUAUGAACUAAAAUAAGGGACAACUUUGGAGGGAAUAUGAAGGUGACACCAUAUUAUAUAGAGCCUUUGGUUUUAAUGGAGCGAAAUGUUAACAUAUGUUUUGUAGGUCUGCCAAAUACCUUUACCUGUGGUGGAAAAAUGUAUUUGAAAUUCAGUCUUCUAAAUAAAUCUACUUUUGUAUUCCAUGUCGUGUACAAUGUGUAAAAGAACCACAUUGACCAAUUAUAUUUCAGUCAGCAUUCAUUAUUUUUCUAGUAGCCUAUACUCUGAUUUGUGUCUUCCAGCAUUAGAGAGUACAAAAUGCUCUCUCUCUGCUCCACAUAUGUGGAAAGUAUUACAGAAAAAGCAAUGCAAAAUGUAGGCCUAUCUAUUAUUUGUCAUGACACAGAGAUCUAAUACGAUUUUUCUAUGAACGCCAUAUUGUGUAUGUAUUUUUUUAUUAAAGAGAUGUUGCAAAUGUC
Sardina pilchardus (European sardine) is the source of this 2653-nucleotide messenger RNA. RefSeq names its product transglutaminase 2b (gene tgm2b). The record is from RefSeq and is a predicted model, not a curated record. NCBI's taxonomy places the organism in Eukaryota, Metazoa, Chordata, Actinopteri, Clupeiformes, Clupeidae. Gene Ontology annotation, molecular function: protein-glutamine gamma-glutamyltransferase activity. Gene Ontology annotation, cellular component: mitochondrion. The coding region runs from base 79 to 2130 and encodes 683 amino acids. The transcript has 13 exons. Gene Ontology annotation, biological process: peptide cross-linking.